CAGGCACCCGCCUGCCUCCAUCUCGGCCGUCGUGUGACUGCUGACUACACUGCAUAUCUCCAUCCACAUUCUUCUCACUUUGUGAAAUAGUCAAGACAUAACUGCACUUUGAUCUGCUUCCUUUUCUUUUCGUGCUCCCGAUAGUCUGCCCUAGGUACCUACCUUACCCAUCUCUGACAACCAUGAUGGGAGCCGCAGUUGAAUCCGAUGUACGGUCGAUAGCGACAACGGCGACAGGCCCCUUGUCAUGCCCUCCUUCACCACCACCAGCGGCAGAGAAGGACGAGUCGCAACAGUCUUCGAUACCCGCUAUGGCCAUGACACCUUCCAGGAUCCCUCGAAGCAUGACCAGUGCCACCACUGCCUCAAAAGGUCCGGGCUGCCACUGGAGCCGCAUCCAAGACAUGGUCGGCAAUACACCUCAGAUCAAGAUCGCAGGAACUGUGAUCCCGAAUACCGCAGAUAUCCGCUUGGGCUUGAAACCUGCGGAUAAUGUUGGCAAGCCAUAUCUGCCUGGGCAGCCGCGUGUAUACCUUGACGGUUCCUCAUCGGAUCCCAACGAUCAUCCGGCAGAGUACCUGGAACGGUCUCACUUAACCAAGAAAACUGAUCGCCUGCUGAAGUGGAUGAAAUACAUAUUCGUUCAAACCCCCUCCUACCGACACAUCAUGCCCCUCCACCACCAAGGCGCGCACGACCGAGAGAUCAAGGUCGACGAGCAUCCCUGCCUGCACCUGGUCUGGUACUACGAGCGGAUCUUCAUUAAGCCAGUCCCAGCCUACUUCUACUGCAAAGUCUUCUGGGAAUACAUCGCCGACGCCAACGAAGAGGUUUAUAAGGCUUGCCUCGGCUUCAUGCGAAGCUAUUACUUCCUAAUCAAAUAUGAGGUCGACUUCGAACUGGCCGUUGAGAAAAGACUGAUCCCAAGAAAGACAGACGGCAAGCACCCCACAUACGAAGAGUGGUGCGACUUCAUCCGGCCCUUCAGUCUCGCUCGCGAUGACCAGGUCUCCAAACGCUAUGAGUUCGGCGAGCUGCGUCUCAGCCGGCUCAACAUGGCCUCGUUCUUCUUCCGGGGGAAGCUGGCCUUUUUCCACAUCUGGCCGCAGUGGGGAUCCUUCCUUACCCACAGUCUGGCACCUCUGCUCACCAUCUUUGCGAUCUGCUCCGUCAUCCUCAACUCCAUGCAGGUCAGCCUGCAGGCGCUGGAUACCGAUUUCAAGGAGGGCGAUAAGUGGCUCUCGCUCAAGAAGGCUUCGAUAUGGUUCCCUAUUGGGGUGUCCCUACUGAUUGCCGCGGUUAUCUUCCUUGCCCUGUCGGGCGUCAGCGUCGUGGCGGUUUUAGAUAUCUGGACCGGCAUUAAGACACGCAGGCUUAAGAAGGACAAUAGAUGGAAGGGCGGUGAAAAGACUCAUGGCGUUAUCUGGUAGUGUGCUGCCGGAGCACCGACCUCGGGGAACCCCAUUUGUCGAAUGCCUGAAAAUGUCGCUAGGUCACACCACAUGGAAAGCGAAAAGGGGCUUCGUCGAUGCCAGGCCGAUAGUUCCGGUGUCUUUUGACGAAGAACAGGUCCAAAACUCGACCCAUAUUAUCUUCUGCGGCAACUGU
Molecule: messenger RNA, 1608 nt
Organism: Neurospora tetraspora
Lineage: Eukaryota; Fungi; Ascomycota; Sordariomycetes; Sordariales; Sordariaceae
Exons: 2
Coding region: 183-1430 (415 amino acids)
Source: RefSeq, a predicted model, not a curated record